UGAUUAAUAUUUUCACGUAACAAAUUAAACUUCAAAAAAAUGAAUGUUUCAAAAAUAAACGGAUUCGAAUUAUUUGUUUGUUUAGUGCUUUGUGUUUUGAUCGGAAUAUUUGAUUAUUAAUUUAAUAAGUCUACCUAUUUAAACCCUCUUUACGUAAUACCUAACGCGUAGUCGUAAAUAACAAAAUAAAAAACCUAAAAAUGGUGCUCAAAGACCUUGAAACGCCGCAAAGUGCUUCUGUGAAACCAAACCCGCGCAACAACCAAACAAUGUUUAAAAUAUUUCAGAACGUUCAAUACAACGUAGUGCAGCAUAAAAAAUAUGUGAAAGAGCUGAGAAAACUUUACAAAAAGUUAGAUGAAGACUCAUUCCGUGAAAGCUUCAAGAAUGCCCUCCAUUAUUUGUUCACAUUUGGAGACACAAGUGCCAAUGUCGACAGGGUCAUACAGUUUGUGGCCACUUUUUGCACUUGCCUGGAUGAUGAGGAAGAAUUCCUACUUUUUAUAUUUGAAAUAAUAUUUGAUUGCCAGUGUGUGUCAGGUCAAUCAGUGAGAUACCGAGCAAGUCAGCUGCUGGCUGCCGUACUUGCAGCUCUUGGGGAAGAUGCAUCGCUUGAUGAUGACCUCUGUGACAAAUUGUUAGCAUCACAGAUGCAACGCCUACAAGACACGCGCGGCGCGGUGCGGUGUCGCGCGGCGCUGGCGCUGCAACGACUCCAAAACCCUAUGGAACCUGACGAUGAAGUUACACGCGCAUACAGGUUCCAUAUGAGCUGUGAUCCUAGUUCUUCUGUUCGGAGGGCCGUGGUGAUGUCCAUAGCGAAAUGUACGCGCAACGUCCCAUACGUACUGGAACGUCUGUGUGACGUGGACGAGGCCGUGCGUCGCGCGGCGUUUCUGUACAUAGCCGGGGUCAACGUCACGCAACUUAGGGUGCGACAGCGGGUGUUAACACUUAAGGUGGGUCUCACUGAGCGCAGUCAGCGCGUGCGUCGCGUCGUGGAAGAAAUACUGAUACCUGGUUGGCUAGCCACCUUCCAAGGGAACAUAAUCCUUCUACUCAAGGCUAUAAGGCUAGACAACGCUCAUGACGCCAAGGAUUCACAGUAUGUUGCGGGGAAACUGUUGGAAUCGCUGUUCAAGCGUCUCCCAAUUUCCGAGCUGCUGGAAUGGCUGCCCACUGACAAAACUCUUCGGCUAAUACCGGCCGAACAGCUGAACAAAGAGACAGCGUGGUACUGGCGCCAUCUAGCCGAGCAUCUGCAAAACAUCGACGAUGACGAGACACUUGAAACUGUUUUACCGGAUUUGGUCGUGCUUACUGGAUAUAUUAGAGCCAUCGUAGAGUCUCCCUGCCCGUCUGAAACCGAGGACCCGGCAGGGUUCAGUACCAGGCAACAUGUGUUACAUGAGUUAGGCAGUAUGCUGCGGGUGUACGACGCGACUGAUCCGGCCGGAAGGACCGCCCUGCAAACUCUCAUCACGGAUAUCCUAACAGGAGACUACGGCCCUCUAAAGUCGGACGUGGUCCGCGCGUUCGUAUCGGCAUUAGAACUAGUGAUACCCGAAGUGGCGCAGCGCAUAGAGGUGAUCAGCGGCGUCAUCAACUCGCUGCGGGACCCGCCUGAGCCUGAAGUGUUGCCCCCGCCGCCGCCCACCACCGACUGCACGGAGGCGAAACUACAGAGAGCCAGACUUCGUGUAUCACUGAACGUGGCCAUAGAAGCGCAAGAAGAGGCUGUCCGAGAACAAAACUACGCUCUCGCCGCAGAGUGCAAGGCAAAGGUGGAAGAUAUACAAAAGAAACUUGAAGAGUUGAACGCUCAAGCCGCGCCCGCCCCCCCGCCGCCGCCUCCUGUCACUACAAUCAAAGAAAAAAUUUCCGACUCUGAUACUCUGAACAAAUGUCUGACUAUACUAAACGCCGCUCUGGACACGCCACAACUCAAGACUAUCACUCCCAUGUUGCAGAUGAUUUACAAUGAAAUGGAGGCAGAGAUAUUUCAGAACCCCGAUGUACUAGAAAACGCCCUGGAAACUGUUGCGUUGUUCGGAAUGCUGGACCAAGAGUUCGCUAAGGAGAAUAAAGCAUUCUUCUUCGCCAAUCUAAUGGACACGUCGAACGAGCCCACAGUAUCGUGUGUCCUCCGCUGCAUAGUGGACCUGCUGUGUGUGCACGGCGCUAAGGUGUUCGAGGACGAGGCGGAGAUGGACUCCAAGGAGAAUAAGAGUAGGAGAAGCACUUACCACUCCAUUGACGUUAUUGGAGAAGACGGCAAUAUAUCAGAGUCAGCAAUAUCGAUGUCUCCCGCCCACAGCACAGUUAUCGAACUGCUUCUCAAGAUCAUGGAUAGUUCUUGUGCUUCAUACCGCCUGAUAAUUGUGGAAGGGUUAUGUCGGCUGAUACACCUCGGCCACUUGGAAUCACCCUCCAUACUGAGCCGGCUCAUUCUACUGUGGUUCAAUCCAGCUACAGUUGACGAGGAUAUGCUGCGCCAAACAAUCGGAGUAUUCUUCCAAACGUUCCCAAUAUACGUAGACGGCGCUCAGGAACAAAUACAAAAAGCUACACUGCCGACACUGCGAACAUUAGCGAACGCUCCGUCGAGUUCUCCCCUGGCCGAGAUAGACCAGGAGGCGGUCGUCAGGUUUAUAGUGUCGCUCACCAGGGUCAAUCAUGAGUUGGCAGACAGCCAAGGCGCCAUGGCGCUGCAGCUGUGCCAGCAGCUGGCGCGACAGCCGACGUCGCCGCAGGCCGCGCUGCAGAGCCGCGCGCUGGCGCUGCUGUCGCCGCCGCGCGACGCGCUGCUGGCCGCCGAGCUCGCCGCUAUGCUCCGGGACCUGCUACUGAAACUUCCCGACAAACAAUCGUGCCGCAACUUGACCCGUUAUUUAGGGUCGCUAGAGGCCAUGGAGCGAUCGAGUCUUAACAAAAUGUCCAAUACAGGCAUCACGGAGGGAACGAUGCAAGCUGAGGAUACAUUACCAACUCUCGGGCGAACCACUUCAUCCUUACCACAACCGCUGGCACGGAGUACACACGUUGUGAUAAAUGAAACUGUUGAGGAAGAACCUGAAAUUGAUGAAACAUCACCCACUGAAGUUAUAUCCAGGACAUCUGAAGAGCCUCCAGCAGAAGCCAGUGGCGGGGCUCACGUCGACUCGGACAGCAGCGGCGUCUCGCCCGUUAAGAAGGCCAAGAUCACUAAAGGGAAGAAAAAGAAGCUAUCAAUAACCAAACAGACGAAUGAGAAAGAGACCGCUAAAACUAAAGGGACAGAGAAAGAAGUCAAGAAUAAAAAGGACGCAAAAGAAGAGAAAGAAAAGGGGGGAGUGAAAAGGACGCGGUCGCAACGUUCCUUAGUAGAUGUAGAUAGAGCUCAAAAAGCCAAGGCAACAAAGUCCAAGAACAAAUCUCCAGUGGACACGUCCCCGCUGUCAGACUUGGACGCGUCCAAUGUGACGCUGAGGCGCUCCACUAGGGCCGCACACUCCAGUCCCGGCACCGACUCUAAUGGCAGUGAUGGCAAGAAGAAAACCGGCAAGGAAGAGAAAGUGAAACAACAAGCGAAGUCGCGGGGGUCGACGGGGUCAGUGUCCCCCCGCGCUAGCGCCCCCUCGCCGAUGUUGGAUAAUUCGGACGAAACUCUUCUUCAUACCAUUGUCUAUGAUCAAGAAGUGGCGCAGUCGCUGCUGGAGUCUAGCGAGCUGGCGGACAGCAGGCAGUCGAAGGGCAACGUCACCAUCCCAGAGACGCCGGACGCCAGCGACGGGUCCGAAUCUGAGCCAGAAAUAAUAAAACCUAAAGGAAAGAAGAAUGGAAAGAAAAAAUAGUCAGUAACUUAAAAUUAACUUUAAUUUCUAAUAAAAAUAUUUAUAAAUUUUA
This is a messenger RNA of Plodia interpunctella (Indianmeal moth), 3885 nucleotides long. RefSeq names its product Chromosome associated protein G (gene Cap-G). Gene Ontology annotation, cellular component: condensed chromosome; condensin complex; cytoplasm. Gene Ontology annotation, biological process: mitotic chromosome condensation. Bases 201 to 3833 code for a protein of 1210 amino acids. Lineage: Eukaryota; Metazoa; Arthropoda; Insecta; Lepidoptera; Pyralidae. The transcript is spliced from 28 exons. The record is from RefSeq and is a predicted model, not a curated record.